Molecule: messenger RNA, 1586 nt
Organism: Triticum dicoccoides
Lineage: Eukaryota; Viridiplantae; Streptophyta; Magnoliopsida; Poales; Poaceae
Exons: 8
Coding region: 579-1586 (335 amino acids)
Source: RefSeq, a predicted model, not a curated record
CUCCCCCCCCCAAAUUUUUUGGCUCUGUGUGUGAUGGGAAAGGGGGCUGGGCGAUGACACGUGAUGGGAUCGCCAAGAUUGUAGCAAGGGGAGAGGGGAAUCAAGCUAAUUGUCUAAAGAUCCGCCCCUCCCCCAAGAAAAGUUUCGGCCGGUGCAAAGAAUCACGACCUGAAUUUGAUCCCGAUUUCUCUCUCUAAUCACGGGGGGUUAGGGGUUUCUGAGGUUGAAGACGAUGUGGUUAUUUUCAGAAUUAUCCCCGUAGUUUAUUUUUAUUCUAUAUCACCUAUCUGGACGGCGCGGAAGGACUAAAAGGUCCAAAUUGACUAGCGCACAGCGUCGGCUUCUCCCGUCAGCGGAUCCACACGCGGGGCAACAACACCCAAAUCCGGUGGGCGGACGGGGAACUUGAGGACGGAGGAUGGCGGUGGAGUUCCCCAUCACCUUGCGGGAGCUCUACAGGAACGCCAUCACGAACUGAAUUUCAGAUUUUGGCAUUAGGAGUUGCUAAUAACUCGAAGGGAACAAGGAAAUUGUUGGCUUUCUUCAAUACAUCCAACCAAUAGAUUUAUAUAUCAACCAUGGCUGAGCAGGCAAGAGCAGAUUUUGCAACAAAGCUCUCACUACGGAAAUUCAUGGCGACGGCGCAGCGUGUAACUCUAGAUCAAAGGCAGCUUGCCCGUAGCAUGGGCCUGGAUCAUCUGCUUGACCUAAAAUGUGAUACUCUGCCGCGCGGUGUCGUUCAUUAUCUGGCAUCAAACUUUGAUGUACCCUCAAGGGCUAUUGAACUCCCCAAUGGGUUCAAGUUCACAAUCACACCCUACUGCAUACACCAGGUCCUGGGGAUACCACUUGGCGGCAGAACCAUAGAGAAGAAGCAAAACCCAGCACUUAGAUCACUGAUUGCUCAACAGAAAAAAUGCAAAGGAAACUACCCAACCAUAAACGAGCUGGAUAACUUGAUACAACCUGGGCUAGAUGGAGAUUCAUUCAAAAGGAUUUUCACAAUGUAUGCGCUCACCGUGCUCCUCUGCCCUUCAAGCCAUGGGGCUGCUAGUCCAGAUUACUACCACAUUCUGGAAGACCCUGAACAGAUUGGCUCAUUCGACUUCUGCACGGCUGUCCUUGACAAGCUUGUGGCGUCAAUUGAUAGCUACAAGGCUGGAGCCACAACGGUGCUCGGCGGGGAUCUCUUAACACUCACGAUCAUAUACUUUGAAUUUCUUGACACCGACAUCAUGCCGGUCACAAGCAAGCGGCCACGGAUUUCAGUUUGGACGUCUGAAAUUGUAGCAGAAUAUGAAAGGCGGGACUGCACAAGCAGCGAUAAAUUGCUUUACGGCAGGCUCCCGACAAAGCGUGUCUCGGAAACACCCUUCGGUCAAAUCAACAGACAGCCAAAAGUCACACUAGGUGCCUCGUAUGAUGAACUCCUGCAGUUCACCCUCUCAAUUGUUCCAGAGGAAAACCACCAGAUGGUUUUAGACGAGCUUCCAAAGAUUAUGCAUAGCAUGCAGAGCGAGCUUUUUGAUUCAAUGCAAAAUAGGCUCCGACGGUUCCUUGUGGUAGCCACUCCAGCUUGCAAAUGA